This is a messenger RNA of Bactrocera oleae (olive fruit fly), 4359 nucleotides long. The record is from RefSeq and is a predicted model, not a curated record. NCBI's taxonomy places the organism in Eukaryota, Metazoa, Arthropoda, Insecta, Diptera, Tephritidae.
AUACAGUGUUUUAAUGAAUUACUCAAAAAAUGUACUUUUGAAUUUGCGUCACUUAAAUAUGGACAGUAGUCUCAAUAAGCGAAUUAGAUUAACCAUACAAAUGUAAAUGUCUUAUUAAAGUUUUAUAAACUAUUGCUUUUAGUAUUUACUAUUGCCUUCUAUAUUACGGAUAGUUGAAAAAAUUUGUUCGGAAGGCUAUCACGAAGGUUUUUUAAAAAGUUCAAAGAUAUCUCACUCCAUGCAAUUUUCAUCGCUCCUAAAAGGAACUCCCAAUUAUCGAAUUGACUGACUGACUCAUAAACCUUGCUGGUCAUCCACCCCCAAACGGUUUCCAUUAUAUUAAGGUCAGGAGAAUAGGGUGGCUAUUUCAAUAAACUCUCAUUUUGAGCUGUAGUCCAAGAUUUUACUACUACCCUUCUGUUGUGGAUCGGAGCAUUGUUCUGUUGGUAAUGUCCAAAGAAUGGGUCCAAAAAUAUUGGAAAAUUCCGGAAAUGCAUUCUUGAGUAUGUGUUUGUACAAAGAUGCAGCAAUUUUUGAUUUUUUAUACUGUAACCCAAUUGUUCCUUAAUAAUAUACCUCAGGCCCUUCGCUGCUAUGGUGACGUUCUAAACAGCGUUCUUUUUUCCUAAAGUUAUAGAAAUAAUCGUUAAAUCCUUCGGGACCAUUAAAAUUAAAUUUUUUUAUCCGAAAACACGACCGAUUUCCAUUAAUUUUUCCAACACAUGUGAUCACUGCAAAACUGUAGCCUUGUCUUUCGAUUCGUUGAGCAUUAAGCGGUGAUUUUUUUUUUUAAUUUUUGGGCACCAGAUGCUUACAACUUUUGAUUACUUUGCUCACAGUGGAAGCACGCACUGGAGCCACUUUUCGCGUUUAUUUUUGCUGCAGAGUCACUCGAAUUGGAAGCUUUUUUUUCGCAAUAUACCACCUUUCUGCUUCUAUGGUCACCUUUUUUUAUUUUUGUCUUAUAUAUUUUUUUCAUAAGACGCCGGAUUUCGUAAAAAACUGUAGACGACAUUUGCACUUCUAUUAAUUUUGGAAGAAAUAGCUCGCGCAGAAAGACCUAAGUCCUCAAAAGCUUCACUUUUGGCCUUUUCGACAUCAGAAAAUGCAUAUGCUCGUCCCAUAUUUACUAAAAAGACCUGAAAUCGUUCCAAAAAUCUCUUAGAUGCCACAAAUAACAAUUUUAUAAAUUUCGCCUAAACGGACAUGCCUUCACAAUGCUGUAAUUUAAAAUGUACCUAUUCAAGUGACGCAAAUUUAAAAGCACAUGUUUGUCUUAUUCAUGAAAACUCCGCAUAUAAACAAAAUUAUGAAAGAUAUAUUUUUCAUUUUCACAAGAUUUGUUCAAAAAAGAUCCGUCUUUAAACCCAAGUAGAGAUAUAGGCUCGUAUCUUAAAAAUAAAUUGUGUACCUAUUCAAGUGAAUCGGGGUGUAUCUAUUUUCUAUUUAUAUUAUUUAAUAAUUAACUUUUUAUUGUUUCUACUUAUACACAAAAUAAUAAUAAAAGGGUUUCAUGCUAACAAGUAAUACCAUAUCUACAGAAAUAAAUAAUGAUUAUACCGGCAGCUAUAUAUAUAUCUAUAUAUAUAUAGACAACCUUCUCAUCUACCCGAAAUCGGGGGUUUCUUUUCUAAAUCCUAGUCGAUUAUGCUAUCAAAUACCUUAAUGGCAUUAUUGUGAAAUUUUUUGUUCCGGCAAUAAGUUUUCCACUGAAAUGGUGUUGUGUGUGUUUAAAGCAGAGGUGCUCACAACGGCAUAGCUUAUUUGGCUCCAGUUAGCUCCUAGAAAAUUGUUUAAAAAAAAACACAGCAUUUUUACGAACAUGCAAAUUGAUCACAGUAAGCAAGUUGACUUGCGCUGGCAUUGUCUGGCUCGAGAUAGCUUGCUCGAAACUAACAGGAUAAUCGUCAUUUAUUCGCCGUUGUCAGACAUUGCCUCGCAUUCACUUAGCUUUGGCCAAAUUGCUUUAUUGUUACGCCAAGGAUGAAAUGAUGCGAGACUCUUUCAAUCGAGAGAGAACUGUCAAAAUCCACAUUUUUUAUAACAUUUGCCAAUCAUGCCACUGUCGAACGAAAAUGGAUGUAUUUUGCAUAUCGAUAUUAUUUUUAGGUGCUCCGUCCCCGAGUAGGCCUAUAUAACGCAUAUACAUCCCUAUAUACUUGUAUUUAUAUUAUAAAAUUUUUAAAAAAUCAUAUAACAUAAAAAAAUUAUAACAAAGAAACCAUACAUAUCAUAAUAAAAGAUCAUGGUUUUAUAAUGAACGUUUUAAAAUAAAUUAACAAAUAAAAUUUAGUUGCACGUUAUUCAAAAGUAUUUGUGUCGUUCCUUGAAAUUUCGUUUCGCACUGCUUUUGUUAGCUAUUUUUAGUAGGUUUAUUUCUGGCAUCCCGCCUUUUUUGACAUCAGCUGUUCGAAAUUCCCUGAUUUUAAUAAUCAGGGAAAGAGAAUAACAGAAAAAUCAGCGAAAAUGAGGGAGUCUCGCAUCAUGUCAUCCUUGGUUACGCUGCAGUUACACGAUCAAGAACCUGCUUUCAAGUCGAUCACACAAACUGUGUGUCAAAAUUCAUUUAAAUUGACAGCUGUGACACAGGGUUUUUAUCAUCUGUGGCAAUACAUAAUAACUUCAGAAAAGAAUAAAUUUGAAAAGUAAAAAUCUACGCUCUCGAGCAAACUAUUGACAGUAAAAAUGGCUUGUGCAACACUUAAACGUACAUUAGACUGGGAAGCACUAAAUCAGCGUCCUACAAAGCGUAGACGUUGCAAUCCUCUUGGGCAGACAACCGGAAAUGGAGCAUCACCAUCACGCUCAUCUGUAUCAUCUACUUUAUAUGACAAUGUGCAGAGUCCUAGUGGAAGUCGUAUUUCCAAAGAACCACAGCCUAAUCCAUUCACAGAGACCAACUUAACAAAAAUAUCACCAGAUAAAAUGGCUCAGGAUAUCCGUGAUGAAAUUAAACGACUGCAUCGCUGUAAACGUCUUCAAUUCCCACCGUCUAACGUAGAUGGUAUGCAACAGGACUCUGAAUCGAGCGGUUCCGAAAUGGGUGCCGAUAGUCCACGUCGCCCCGACACCCCGCCGAGUUUGGUGCGUAAUCCAGAGAAAGCGCUUUUUACAUUUAAGCAAGUUCAAUUAAUAUGCGAACGUAUGCUUAAGGAGAGAGAAGACGAGAUACGUGAGAAAUAUAAUGCUGUGCUGACUACGAAGCUCGCCGAACAGUAUGAUGCUUUCGUAAAAUUCACAUACGAUCAGAUACAAAGGCGCUACGAAGCCACACCAAGCUAUCUUUCAUAAUCGGACCUCAAGCGAACUGAAUUACUAGUCGCUAAGAUAUCAUCGCGUAUAUACAACACUUUCUGUAUUUAUGCAUUUUGUUGGAGAAACAAUAAUAUAAAACUGAAAUUCUCAUCAUAACUUAAAAUAUUAACUUUAAUAAAAGCACUGAAAGCUAAUAAGAUGAAAGGAUAAAUAUAAAAAAGUUAAUAUAACAAUCGCCUAAAGGAUAAAAAUAUUCAAAUUUUUAUAUAUUCUGUCAUAUUAUAAUUUCUACUCGAACACAUAAUUUUUUUGUCAUAGUCGAAGUGAAGUCUACAUUUAAGUAAGUAAGUUAGCACCUUAUUAACAUAAUUUGUUAUGUUCUGUAAAAAUCUAUUGCUAACUUCAAAUUGUACUUUGUUUUCAACUAUGACUAUUGGCCUUUAAACUCAAACAUAUUUAAUAAACUUUCCAUAAGACACCGCAUUAUUUACAAUUCAAUAUUUUAUAAACACAUACAUAUGUAAGUAGAUGUUCAAGAUUUGAAAGCUUAUGUAUAUUUUGUUGGUUUUGAGAAUGUACUGCUUUUUCAUUUGUAGAGAUUGUUAUACAAUUUUAAUAAGACUUUAUUGAGGAAUAAUUCAUGCUAUAACUGAAUGGUUUGGCAUUAAAGAUAAAAUAUUCCUGUCGGAAUAUGUUUUUUUUAUUCAAUGUCUUGUGCUAUAUACAAUAUAUAUAAUAUAAACAUAGUUGCGAAUGGCAAUUGAGUAAAAUUACUGAAGUUCCCAUCCAAUUAUGCACUUGCUUUCUUAUCAGAGAAAUGCUUAAUUUUUGUUAAGAGAAAAAAAUCUAAAAUCAUACUAAUAAUUUUUCAAAUAAUACACCUGCAGCAGAGGAAAAGCGUAUACUUUGAAAUUGAUAUAACAAAUAAACAAUACAAGCAACAAAUAAACAACAAUUAAAAACCUCAGCAUCAGUAAAAAGAAAUAAUAUUUACACAAACAACUAUAUGUUAAUAUAUACUUAGUAUAGAACAGAUAUUAGGUUAAUGAAAUUGAAUUAAUAAGAUUAUUAUUUUAAUAAUAAUGAAGUGAAUAUAAGAACAUA